AUGAAACCUCUGAUGGAGGACCUUGCGAAGACGAUGGGAGACUCAACGGCGCUUCCACUCGGUAUUCGGCAUAUAUUCAGCAUAGAUGGACAAACGCGAAUAACGGACAUAGACCAAUUUGAGGAUGGCGAGUCAUACGUUUGUUCGAGCACAGAGACAUUCAAAUCUGUUGACUAUGCUAAUGCUCGCGAACCAUACUGGUGUUUUGCCCUUUCUCGGACAAAUCGACCAAAUGAGGCAGCAAUGCUGGGUUUGUGGGGGACAGAGCACGUUACUGUCGAACCUACUCACUUUGUAUUUCCACGAAUUAUUACCGUGAUUCGUAAUGGUGUGAAGCCACGGAGAGUUAUACGACAUUUGCUCAAUAAGAAGACUGCCAGGUGAGC
Molecule: messenger RNA, 386 nt
Organism: Strongylus vulgaris
Lineage: Eukaryota; Metazoa; Nematoda; Chromadorea; Rhabditida; Strongylidae
Source: the annotation of a GenBank genome assembly